AUGUCUGUAUUGAUGUCCGAGCCCGCUAAUCAACCAGACCCACCGGUGAGGCGAAAAAGAGGAAGACCCCCUAAAGCUGAAAAGCCGCAAGAUGCGUUUUCGACAUUCACGAUGCAGCUUGAAUCUUCUCCUCUGGCAGGAGGCCCCAAUGCCGAGCUCACUUCCAGCCAAGUUCUCAAAGGGGGCGAGCCUGAUUCCUAUACACCAGUGAUGAAAGUCUUCCCCUCGCCUCAUUGCAGAAAACGCAGAAGAUCCGGCAACUUUUCUCUGCCUUUGGAUGCACCCCAUAUUCUGAGGAUCGAUGAACUCCUGGCUGAGGAGUCGAGAUCCUACACCACCUCCCAGGGAAGAAAUUCUCUCCACACUCAAGUCCUAGAAGGCUUGUCUAAUUUCGUGAAUGACCUGUCACAAUCUUCUUCUUUACAAAGCAUCUCCAAUGAUAGUGCACUAGAACCUGUGAUUGUUCUUCAGCAUGACAGCCUGUCGAGAAUCUCCAGGCGGCGAGUUUCUGUCUCGCCAAGGGAUAAACCAACUGUGAGGUCUGCUGGAACAUGUGGGGAAAAUCUUGACAAAACAGUCAAAGAGUCGCCACAAGCCACCGGUCCACCUUUCGCUGUACAACCACAAUACGGCGCAGAAGAAGACCUCGAUCUUUUUGGUUUUGAGUUGGUGGUUGACGAAACCGGCCAAGCAGCUCUUAUAGAUAGACUGGGUAUGGUAUUUCUGAGUGAAGUGAGUAAAACCAGCAUUGCCACUAAUACGACGCAUGACAACACGGGAAACUUACAAAGCUCGCAUGUCAUUGAAGACUCGGGCGUUGGCUUCCAUGCAGCUGGAAGAACCCACCUGCUUCCGACAAUGAGCUGCGCAUUUGACGGGGAAUCCAAGGGAACCAACGUAAGCACUGACUACUUAAAAAGUGCGAGCUGCGAGGCAUUAUUUGGCCCCGGCAAUUUGAAACAUGAUAGAACCGAGCUCGAUUCUUCCAUCAGUCAUUUAAUAGAGCUUCAAGCUCACGAUUACGGCGCGCUGAAUCAUGUGCCCGAGUAUUUCAGUGGGGGGCUGGAAGAGACAACGCAUCUAUAUUCGGAGCGACAAGGCUCAAACAAUGGCUUCUCCGUAGAUACGCAGGACCUAGUCAUUGACAGGAGCCGCUCCGAUACACCGUUUGAGAGCGCAGAUGCUAGAACCGCCCUUCGAAGGGUUUUCAGGCGCGACUGA
Molecule: messenger RNA, 1221 nt
Organism: Metschnikowia bicuspidata var. bicuspidata NRRL YB-4993
Lineage: Eukaryota; Fungi; Ascomycota; Pichiomycetes; Serinales; Metschnikowiaceae
Exons: 1
Coding region: 1-1221 (406 amino acids)
Source: RefSeq, a predicted model, not a curated record